CCACAAUAUUUUCUUCUCAUUUUUCUGUUGUUGCAAAUUUUCUUCCUUUGGGUUCUAAAAUUUCAGUAUUAUUAAUGGAGUUUUUGUGGUGUCAAAACUUUUUGAUUUUGAUUUUUCUGGGGUUUAUUAUGUGUUGUUCAUCAUGUGAAGGUUAUACAUUUUAUGCUGGUGGCAAAAGUGGUUGGGUUUUAAAUCCUUCUGAAUCUUAUACUCAUUGGGCUGAACGAAAUCGCUUUCAAGUCAAUGACACCAUCGUUUUCAAGUUUCAAAUAGGGUUAGAUUCAGUCCUUCUAGUGACCAAAGAUGAUUACAACAAUUGCAACAAGAACAAGCCAAUUCUUGAACUAAAAAAUGGAAAUUCAAAAUUCAAGUUUGAAGGAUCAGGCCCAUUUUAUUUCAUUAGUGGACAUGAAGAUAAUUGUGAAAGGGGCCUAAAGUUGAUGAUAGUUGUGUUAUCACCAAAUCACAAAGCCCAUAAAGGCCAAGGCCCAAUUGGUUCAAGCCCAACACCAGUUGAAUCCAUUAGCCCAAUCUUGAGCCCAGCACCUGUUGAGCCCACAAGCCCAGUUACACCUGCCCUGGCUCCGGCUAAGUCGGGUGCACCCGGAUUUAUUGGUGGUUUUACUUGGAGCUUUAUUGUUAGCUUGAUAAUUGCAGCUUAUUUCUGUAUCUUUGUUUAGUUAUUUCAUUACUUUCUCUUAAUUUUUUUCAGUGAAAUGUACCUUUUUUCUGUUGUACCGACUUUGAUUUAAUGGAAUUUGAUCUAACGAAAAUGGUACAUUGAAGUAA
Capsicum annuum is the source of this 789-nucleotide messenger RNA. RefSeq names its product early nodulin-like protein 1. The transcript has 2 exons. The record is from RefSeq and is a predicted model, not a curated record. Gene Ontology annotation, cellular component: plasma membrane. NCBI's taxonomy places the organism in Eukaryota, Viridiplantae, Streptophyta, Magnoliopsida, Solanales, Solanaceae. Gene Ontology annotation, molecular function: electron transfer activity. Bases 75 to 680 code for a protein of 201 amino acids.